Messenger RNA from Saccostrea cuccullata (small rock oyster), 1402 nucleotides. RefSeq lists its product as uncharacterized. Lineage: Eukaryota; Metazoa; Mollusca; Bivalvia; Ostreida; Ostreidae. The coding region runs from base 65 to 1366 and encodes 433 amino acids. The transcript has 3 exons. The record is from RefSeq and is a predicted model, not a curated record.
CGCACAGGACAAAAAUGUAGUACUCAAAGAAUUCUUAAGAUGGUUUCGUGUAAGGUACCCGCUCAUGAAAAUCGUUCAUCUCUACAUGGGAAAACAGAUGUUACACGAUGGUUUGAAAGAUGCUUUUGUCUUGGUCAUUGAUGAAGUUAACAUUAUUGAUGAAAGAGAAUUCGAAUAUUUUGGAGAAAGUUUUGCCAUUAACUGCAAACUAUGGAAGAAUACCUCUCCUGAAUGCAUGUCUGUUUCCAAGUUUGAACAUGACCAUCAACAUAAAAUAAACAAUGCUGAUUUAUCAAAAAUAGAACAGUGUUUGAGAACGAAUUCGCGUUCCCUUUUCGAGGAGCACUCAAACCUAGAAAUAAUAAGUGGCUCGGCAAAUAAUUCAAAGAAGAAUGGAGAAAACAUUUCUUUUGAACCUAGUAUUGUACUGUAUUGCUCAUGUAAAGGAGUUGUACCGUAUGAGGAAAAGGAAUUUCCUAAAGAAAUUGAUGGAAUAAAAACAGACGUGAGAGAAGGCUUCUUUUACUUAUUUCCGAACGACGAAUAUUUUAAAAGAGCGUCUGAGGUGCUUAAUCCAUUAAUGAUGGGAGCAAGCAUAGGGAGGAAAGAUGAAAACAAAAUGGGAACUCUUGGUGGUUUCGUCACUUCAGGAACAGGGGAAAUAGGAUUUAUUACCUGUGCCCAUGUUUUUCAUGAUUUUUCCACAAGCAAUCUGCCACCGAUAAUACCCUUUGAAGUCGUACAACCGUCUUACGCUUACAGAAAUACAAAUGAAGUUUGUGGUGAACAUGUAAAAUCCAUAUUUCAAAAUUAUCAAGAAGUUACAGUAGAUGCAUCCCUUGUAAAACUGAAGGACCGUGUUCCCCAGCGUGGACUUUUUUCAGAAUUGACGGUUAAUGACUUAUUGGAAACUGGGUUCAGAAAAGAAAGAACUCCAGAAUACUCAACAGGAGCAACACGUGAUUAUCUCAAACCGCAAAGUAAACGCACAAACAGUUGUAUUAAAAUUGGGGCAAGAAGUGGACUAACAAAAGGUACCUUGAAGUUGAGUGGAAUGGCUGCCAGAUGUCGAGGUGUAGAUCUGCAUCUAACAAAUCCACCAACAGGGAGACCGUGUGACUAUCUCUCACAACUCGAAAUUAUGGGGACGCCAUUACAGCAGUUUGCCGCUGCCGGAGAUUCGGGAGCUCUUGUUUUUCAAAUAGAUCCUCCAAACAGUGAAGAGGAAGACGAUCAUCUGUAUUGCAUUGGAAUGGUAGUUGGUGGAACUUCUUUUCAUUCAACUGUUGUUACUCCAAUCGAACCUAUUCUUAGAUUGUUAAAUGUGAACAUGAAGGUUUUUCACCAAGAAUUAAUGGACCUUUGAAAUUGUUGCAUACACAUGUAGGAAACGUUUUACUAC